AUGGAGCCCCCGCGGCGGCGGAGGGCGGUCGCCCGGGCGGGCGAGGCCCGCGGCCCCGCCCACACCCCCGCGCCACCCACGCCCACGCCCAUGCCCAUGCCCACGCCCACGCCCACGCCCAUCCCCACCGAGGACCCGCGUGGCCGGCGCCCUUGCCACCGCCCCUGCUGCCGGCCCCUGGCUUGC
Gryllus bimaculatus (two-spotted cricket) is the source of this 186-nucleotide messenger RNA. NCBI's taxonomy places the organism in Eukaryota, Metazoa, Arthropoda, Insecta, Orthoptera, Gryllidae. The record is from the annotation of a GenBank genome assembly.